Molecule: messenger RNA, 2388 nt
Organism: Colletotrichum lupini
Lineage: Eukaryota; Fungi; Ascomycota; Sordariomycetes; Glomerellales; Glomerellaceae
Exons: 6
Coding region: 1-2388 (795 amino acids)
Source: RefSeq, a predicted model, not a curated record
AUGGAUCCUACGAAGCACAAUCAGAUGGCUUCGAUGCAUGGCUCAGACACACGAGCCAGUAUGGAAAAGACGACAAAUCAGGGCUUUCCUCCCCAAAAGACUGCACCAGUGCCAUGGGCAUUGAUGAACUUCUAUGGAAAUGACACUUCACAACCAUGGGUUCCCGCCGGAAUCUUUCCCGACUCUCAUCAAACUCAGCAGUUGAAUGUCUCAGGCGAUCUUCGGCGCCGCAAUCAGGCUCACUUCGGGGGCGGAUGGAGGAGCCCUCUCGCUUCAGAAUGCGGUACCGUACCACAAUACUUGCCUUCAGACUCUGGUUAUGAGAGUAGGACCAAGCAUAGCGUUGAUAACGCAUCUGUCUUCAACGAUGUGGACCGAAGUCAAGACACUCACAGUAUCUCGGGCCAACUAUUGGACUUUCAACUGGGCCCAACGCCUACCGAGUCUCAUUGGAACCUAGGGGCUACUCCCAUGUCAGUGACACAUCAUGGUGCGGCCGAUAGUAAGCUGGUUUGUGACCACUGCCGUGCUAUCUGCAAGACCAAGUCGGAAUUGAACGUCACCAGAAAGCCUUCAAGUGUGAUGUUCAAGGAUGUACCCGUGCAGAGGGGUUUGGCACCCAAAAUGACCUUGAGAGACACAGAGGAAAACAAGAUAUGGCCGAGAGCCGACAAUUUCAGGCAACACCUGAAGCGGGUGCAUAGUAUCGUUGUGAAUCCCGAGGAUGAUCUUAGCGAAUAUGUUGUCCAAACUACCCAGAGGCCAUUGGGAGAAACGUAUCAACAAAGUACACAAGACGUCCUUGAAGGUGUGGGCGUGGGCUCGGAGGUGUACUACCAGGCUCCUUCUAUGGCCUGGGGCGAUGGUCCAUCGCCAAUGUAUGACGAUGUUCAACUCUCCCCUCAGCAUCCAGGAAAUGGCUUGGAGAUCAACCUCAUCGACCCGUCCUUGACGCAGAUUGGCGGCUCAGCGCGCAACGUCUGUCUUGAAUCAUCCACUGCGGACAAGGCCAUUUCCAACUCCACAUUGCACGAAAAUGAUGGCCAAUCGGUCUGCGACAGCCCUCAAUCUCACCACCAAUAUGUGCAGCCUAGAGAAGUUUCGAAAGCGCCAUCUCCAAGUAUCAUGAUUGGAGAGCGGAGGAGUCAAAGAUCCAAUUUCACUCGCGAAGGCAAUUCCGCGAGCGCUCCUGCCGCCAUGGAGAUGAAUAUCAAUCUCAAUAUCAAUGGACCAAGCAGAGCCCGCAACGAGAUUUUCGAGACAUCUCCGAUAGAUCCUUUGGAUUCCGAGGUCACUAGCACUAACUCGAUCCCUUGUGCUUCGGACGAGACUAUUCUUAGGAGCCAACCUGCCAACAAUGAUUCGGCCCAGGGAGAGCAAAUAUUCAAUCAGCCUCUUCCCGCAUCUCCAAACAAGAGUAUGAGUGAACAGGCCAUGCUCGAGUUACUCUCAAAGAUGCCCAAAACCGUCAUUGAGACAUUUAUAAAGACACAGAUGGAAACGCCUCUCCAGAGAUCCACACCGACCACAAACGGCAGUGCUGACGGCCAGCAUCGGUGUUCAGACCCUGCCUGUGAUAAAGUGUUCAACCGCAGGAAGCACAUGAAGCGUCACGAAAAGCCGUAUGGAUGCACAUUUGCCGGUUGCAAGAAGAAGUUCGGCAGCAAAAAUGACUGGAAACGUCACGAGAACAGCCAGCAUUUCCAGCUUGAGGUAUGGAAGUGUUCCGAACAACGGUCUGAAGGUGACAAUGAGAGUUGUGGCAAGGUUUGCCAUCGUCGGGAAACUUUCCGAAGUCAUCUUCAAAAGGAACACAAGAUGGACGACUCCUCCAAUAUCGAGAAGGUCCUCGAGGAGUGUCGCGUCGGACGAAACGGAGAACCGAAGUUCUGGUGUGGCUUCUGUGUCAAGAUCGUCGACAUCAACAAAAAGGGUGCCACCGCCUGGGCCGAAAGAUUCGAUCAUAUUGACAACCACUACGCUGGACGUGACGGCUUAAUCAAGAAGGACCACUCCCAGUGGGUAGCUGUCGAUCCUGACUCGCCAGACGUCAACGCCACCGGAUCUUCGGACGACUUGAGUGAUGCAGACUCGGCCGAUGACAUUGUAAUCAUGUCUGGCUCACGAAAGUCGACGAUUAAUGGAAGAGGUGUCAACCGUCAGUCAAGAAAGAGAGGCCUGGACGAUGGCGCCGAGCAGCCCGGCCGUAAGCGGAUGAAGACAUUCAUGUGGGAAUGCUGCUCGUGUACAUGGGAGGCAGACCAUAAAGUGCAUUCGGCUUGUGUGAACUGCUCUCACGUGCGUUGUGGUCAAUGCAGUGGGAGGUGGGUUGAGAUUCAGGAAGACAGGGACGCCAACAGCACCGGCGACAGCUCGAACCAGGUGUAG